Molecule: messenger RNA, 1188 nt
Organism: Nematolebias whitei (Rio pearlfish)
Lineage: Eukaryota; Metazoa; Chordata; Actinopteri; Cyprinodontiformes; Rivulidae
Product: transient receptor potential cation channel subfamily M member 1
Exons: 9
Coding region: 1-1188 (395 amino acids)
Biological process (GO): calcium ion transport into cytosol
Molecular function (GO): calcium channel activity
Source: RefSeq, a predicted model, not a curated record
AUGAAUGAAUGGCUUCACAGAGCGUGGAUCGAGAGAACCUUCCUGAGGAGAGAAUGUAUCCAGAUUAUUCCCAGCAAAGACGCCAGCAGGUGCAGUUGUGGACAGCUGGUGACACAGCAUACUGCAAUCCCUCCAGGGGUCAAAGAGGAAGGGGCCCCACUGGUUCAGCUGGAGGUCCAACCUGUAGAGAGAUGGAGCCCCCUCAAACACACCCAGACAUCUCCUACUGAUGCCUACGGAGUCCUGGAGUUCCAGGGUGGAGGACAUGUCAACAAGGCCAUGUAUAUCAGAGUCUCCUAUGACUCCAAGCCAGACACCCUGCUCCAUCUAAUGGUGAAGGAGUGGCAGCUGGAGCUCCCGACGCUGCUCAUCUCUGUCCACGGAGGCCUGCAGAACUUUGACCUGCCUCCCAAACUAAAGCAGGUCUUCGGUAAGGGUCUGAUCAAAGCUGCCGUCACCACCGGAGCCUGGAUCUUCACAGGGGGUGUCAGUACAGGAGUUAUCCGCCAUGUUGGAGAUGCUCUCAAAGACCAUUCGUCUAAGUCCAGAGGGAAAGUCUGGGCUAUUGGCAUUGCACCAUGGGGGAUUGUCGAGAACAAAGAGGACCUCAUUGGGACAGAUGUGACUCGGCCCUACCAGACCAUGUCCAACCCACUCAGCAAGCUAGCGGUUCUGAACAGCAGCCACUCCCAUUUCAUUCUAUCUGACAACGGGACGAUUGGCAAGUACGGAGCUGAGGUCCGCCUUCGUCGACAGCUGGAAAAACACAUUUCUCUGCAGAAGAUCAACACACGUCUGGGCCAAGGGGUUCCCGUGGUGUGUCUGAUCCUGGAGGGGGGUCCUAAUGUCAUCUCCAUUGUACUGGAGAGUCUGAAGGAGGAGCCCCCAGUCCCGGUUGUGGUCUGUGAUGGAAGCGGUCGAGCCUCUGACAUCAUUUCCUUUGCUCACAGAUACUGCGAGGAGGACGGCCAGGUGAAUGAGAGCGUCAAAGAUCAGCUGCUGGUCACCAUCCAGAAAACUUUCAACUACAGCCGCAGCCAGGCACAGCAGAUCUUCCUCAUGGUGGUGGAGUGCAUGAAGAAGAAGGGGCUGGUAGGUCAGCUGAGCAGGAAAAGUUCAUGUUCAGAGAGUCAGAGAGAGUCAGAGUCAGAGUUUCUUUAUUGUCAUUCGCACCUCAUGUGGGACUAG